Messenger RNA from Linum tenue, 726 nucleotides. The record is from the annotation of a GenBank genome assembly. Lineage: Eukaryota; Viridiplantae; Streptophyta; Magnoliopsida; Malpighiales; Linaceae.
AUGCAGCCACGUGGCUGCUGCCGCGGCAUCCUGACCACCAACUUCAUGCUCCUGCUACACCACCACCUCCUCCUCAACAAUGCCAAUGCAGUUGUCGCGUCGUCGUCAGGCGACGGGCGAGCUCUCCUUGAGUUCAAAUCCGGAAUCUCCGUAGACACAACGGGGAUCCUUUCCACCUGGCUACCCACCACCAACCACUGCACCGAUUGGGAAGGCGUGGUGUGCGACCCGGCCGAAGCCAUAAGGGUCACGUCCUUACUCCUCCAGGUACCGCCAGAAGGCUACAUGAAGGGGACACUCUCGCCUUCACUCGGCAGCCUGACAUCGCUGGAGAAUCUGGUCAUCACCAGGACGAAGCACAUCGCGUGGAACAUUCCUGGCACCAUCUCCAACCUGACCAGGCUCAAUCAGCUGAUCAUCGAGGAUUUUUCCAUCGCAGGCCUCAUCCUGCCGAGCAUAGGCAGCUUCCGCUGUCUCGCCUCCGUCUCCCUAGCUAGAAACCGCCUCAACAGCUCUAUUCCUCCUUCAUUGUGGACUCUCCCUAGCCUCCAGCUCCUCAGCUUAUCUCAAAAUUCCCUCUCGGGAACCAUCUCCACCGCUAGAUCAUCCGGCCGAAUCCCUACCACCUUCCCAAACAUCACCUUUCUCGACCUCUCGUAUAUCGUUUCUCAAGCUGGCUCCCGCCGUCUCUGUUCACCUUACAGAGUCUCCGAGACAUCUCACUAG